Molecule: messenger RNA, 1119 nt
Organism: Episyrphus balteatus (marmalade hoverfly)
Lineage: Eukaryota; Metazoa; Arthropoda; Insecta; Diptera; Syrphidae
Exons: 2
Coding region: 315-890 (191 amino acids)
Source: RefSeq, a predicted model, not a curated record
CCUACCGAAGUCGAAUUUCAUAAUUAUUUAUUAUUUUUUUUCUACCAUUUCUCUCGCAUAAAUCCAAUCAACAUCGAAAUAAAUAAUGAACAAAAUAAAAAAUCUCUUUCCUCCUCAUUAUAAAAAAUUAUUUCGCAAGUCAUACGCCGCGCCGCUCAAACAGCGAUAUACCAACUUCCAACACAUUUGGUUCGCGCCUAACACUUCCAAUUCGCGCGGUAUAAAACAUUAUAAUCAACAAAAGAUUUAGAUACAUUUCAUAUUAGCUAGACUCCAUCACUAGCGAACCAUCCAUCAAUCGAAACGGAACAAAAAUGGGUCUCAGAUUAUUAAUGGGUUUAUUUUUUAUUGUGAUCUCGGAAGCUGGAUUUGUUCAAGACAACCAAAAUAUCUUCUACGGACAUUCAGGAGCUAUUCAAUCUGAUCCAGUUUCUUACCAGUCUUUUGUUAAUUACGAUUCAAAAUUCUCAACUUCCGAUCAUAAUUUUGUUGAUUCCCACAAACAAUCAUCAAAACCGAAGUCAACAAGUCUAUUCAAACCGGCUGAUUAUGCUGAUCAAGCUGCUUACAAAGAAGAAGUCGAGAGUGCCCAUCGAUUUGCCUUGACCAAUAGACACAACAAUAGCGAUGCCGCCUAUGUGGAAGCAUACAAUGAGGCUUUGAAAGCUCAAAGAAAAGCCGAAUCAGCUGAAAUCGAAUCGACUAGUUACAUUUCACAUUUGCUACAAUACAAAUUCGGAUUAAAUUCGGAACAAUCGCGGGUAACGAAGAGCAAAGAUUUAGGCAAAGGAGAAUACUAUUUGGCUGGAAAUCAUGACCUUAGACAAAAAGUUCAAUAUGUUUCGGCUCCGGGGUAUAAAUUCAAUGGUAAUGGAGUUGUGCACCGAUAACCACAAUAUGUUACAGAAACAUCAGCUAUUCAAUUUGCUCCAGCGAAUUUGGGUUCACAAAUAAAAUUUUGGUUCAUCGCUAGCAAUAAACUUCAUGCGUACUUGCGUAUAUUAGCUAAUUAGUACCUAUAAAAUAUUUUCACUAUAUUGAGCUCUUAAAAUAAAUUUAUGAACAGUAUUAGUAUUUUUUAAAUAUUUCAUUAUGUAGCAAUUUUUCAAUAAAAUAAUA